This is a messenger RNA of Paramisgurnus dabryanus, 9554 nucleotides long. It is a transcript of the gene plxna1a, whose product is annotated as plexin A1a. Gene Ontology annotation, biological process: semaphorin-plexin signaling pathway; regulation of cell migration. The record is from RefSeq and is a predicted model, not a curated record. Gene Ontology annotation, molecular function: protein binding; semaphorin receptor activity. Gene Ontology annotation, cellular component: semaphorin receptor complex; plasma membrane. Lineage: Eukaryota; Metazoa; Chordata; Actinopteri; Cypriniformes; Cobitidae.
GCCUUGCGUUCCGGGAGCGCGGACCGCAUUCCUCUUCAUUCAUGCCGUGCUAAGACUUCACACUCGGAAAGUGCGAGAGGAGCUUUACACAUUGCUGCCGAGAAAAUGAACGCAAGUUUGAGAUUUUACGCAUGGCAAGGAUAAUAAACCAAGGCAUCAAACGCACAAGGUUAGCGGCCAUGGCGCUGCGGAUGAUGGUGUAGACGACAGCGGCGUGCUGAGAGAGCAGAGAGGACACUGGGUCAAUAACUUGCUCUCCUCACCAUAGACUGACAGACGCUGUCCAGGGUUUUUCAGGUCCAGGAUCAGAAAGGUGAAAACCACCUGGCCUAACACUUCCUUAGAAAGAAACUAAGCAUGCUGCCGUACGGGAGGAAGCCCCUUCCCGCCUCUCUUAGUGAGGCCUUCCUUUUUCUCUUCUUCCUCUCUCUCCUCCCUCAACAUGGGGGGCUUGAGGUCAACCUCUCUUCCUUCCGGACCUUCAUCCCACCAGAGGGAGGGCUCACGCAUUUGGUCGUCCAUAACAAAACGGGUGAAGUCUACGCUGGUGCUGUCAAUUGGAUCUACAAGCUUUCCAGCAACCUAACCAAGCUCCGAAGCCACGUUACAGGUCCUGUGGUAGAUAACGAAAAAUGUUACCCACCGCCUGGUGUCCAGUCUUGCCCCCACGAGCUAUCACAGACUAGCAAUGUCAACAAGUUGUUGCUGCUGGAUUCAGGCCAGAACAGACUGAUCGCAUGUGGCAGCACUUCGCAAGGCAUAUGCCAAUUUCUGCGACUGGAUGACCUCUUCAAACUGGGUGAGCCGCAUCACCGCAAAGAGCACUACCUGUCCAGUGUGUCGGAGGCAGGCACUAUGUCAGGAGUGGUGAUAAGUGGGAACCAAGGUGAAGACAGUGGUAAAUUAUUUGUAGGAACACCCAUCGAAGGCAAAUCAGAGUACUUCCCCACUCUCUCCAGUCGAAAGCUGAUGGCUAAUGAGGAGAACGCAGAUAUGUUUAGCUUCGUCUACCAGGAUGAGUUUGUCUCCUCGCAACUUAAGAUUCCAUCCGACACCCUUUCCAAGUUUCCCACUUUUGACAUCUACUACGUCUACGGCUUCAGCAGCGAGCAGUUCAUCUACUACCUAACCCUUCAACUGGACACCCAACUUACCUCACCGGAUGCCAGCGGCGAACAGUUUUUCACCUCUAAGAUUGUCCGCCUCUGCGUGGAUGACCCCAAGUUCUACUCCUACGUUGAGUUUCCCAUCGGUUGUACCAAGGAUGGAGUGGAAUAUAGAUUGGUUCAAGACGCCUACCUCAGUCGGCCAGGUGCCAAGCUGGCUCGAUCCUUGGGCAUCUCGGAACAAGAAGAGGUGCUCUUUACUGUUUUUGCUCAGGGCCAAAAGAACCGGGCCAAGCCGCCAAAAGAGUCCGCACUGUGCCUGUUCACACUGCGAAAAAUCAAGGAAAAGAUUAAGGAGAGAAUUCAGUCUUGCUACCGUGGUGAGGGCAAGCUAUCUCUGCCCUGGCUCCUCAACAAGGAACUGAAUUGCAUCAACUCGCCUCUGCAGAUAGACGAUAACUUCUGCGGCCAGGACUUCAACCAACCUUUAGGGGGCACCACCACUAUUGAGGGGAUUCCUUUGUUCCUGGAUAAAGAUGACGGGAUGACCUCAGUUGCGGCGUAUAAUUAUCACGGGCACACCGUUGCCUUCACCGGCACCCGCAGCGGCAGGAUGAAAAAGAUCUUGGUGAACUCCAUUGCCCAGCCUGCACUGCUUUAUGAGAACGUGGCGGUGGGCGAAGGGAACCCAAUUUUAAGGGACAUGCUCUUCAGCCCGGACCACCAAUAUAUCUACACACUCACAGAUAAAGAGGUAAGCAGGGUGCCGGUUGAGAGCUGUGAGCAGUAUAGCAGCUGUAGUGAGUGUCUGGCUUCUGGUGACCCCCACUGCGGCUGGUGUGUCCUGCACAGUGUUUGUUCUCGUAAGGAUCACUGUGAGCGAGCGGAUGAGCCUCAGCGUUUCGCUUCUCGACUGGAGCAGUGCGUCCGGCUAACAGUACAGCCCAACAAUAUUUCAGUCACUAUGUCUGAAGUUCAGCUUGUUCUUCAGGCUCAAAACGUUCCCAAUCUUGCCGCCGGUGUUAACUGCUCAUUUGAGGACUACACCGAAACAGAGGGAUACAUUAUGAGGGGAAGUAUCUACUGUCUGUCCCCCUCCACACGAGAGAUCGCUCCCAUCACUCGCAACCGGGGUGACAAGCGGGUGGUGAAGCUCCAUCUGAAAUCCAAGGAGACAGGGAAGAAGUUUGCCAGCGUGGAUUUUGUCUUCUACAACUGCAGCGUCCAUCAGUCGUGUCUCUCUUGUGUGAAUGGCUCCUUUCCCUGCCACUGGUGUAAAUAUCGACACAUGUGUACCCACAAUGCCAACGAUUGCUCGUUCCAGGAGGGCCGGGUCAACGCAUCCGAGGAGUGUCCUCAGAUCCUGCCCUCUACCCAGAUCUACAUUCCUGUCGGAGUCAUGAAGCCCAUCACCCUGUUGGCUCGCAAUCUUCCACAGCCUCAGUCUGGCCAGAGGAACUACGAAUGCAUCUUCUAUAUCCAGGGUAAAGAGUACAGCGUCACGGCUCUGCGCUUCAACAGCACCAGCAUACAGUGUCAGAAGACAAUGUAUGACUAUGAAGGAAAUGACAUCAGCGACCUUCCUGUGGAUCUCUCCGUUGUGUGGAAUGGAGAUUUUGUCAUCGACAAUCCAUACAAUAUCAAAGCUCACCUGUAUAAGUGUUACGCCAUGCGGGACAGCUGUGGGAUGUGUUUGAAAGCGGAUCCUCGGUUCGACUGUGGCUGGUGCGUCCAGGAAAAGAAGUGUUCACUGAGACAGGAGUGUGCUCCUCCUGAAAGCAUUUGGAUGCAUCCCAGUGCAGGAAACAGCCGAUGUGCACAUCCUAAAAUCACCAAGCUGUUGCCAGAGACCGGUCCACGUCAGGGUGGUACCAGGCUAACCAUCACGGGGGAGAACCUGGGCCUGCAAUUCCGAGACAUUCAGACAGGUGUUCGACUGGGAAAAGUUCCUUGUAUUCCUAUAGAAGAGGAAUACGUUAGCGCGGAAAGGAUCGUGUGUCUGCUGAAUGACGCCACAGGGUAUCGCGUACAGGAAGCCCAGUUGGAGGUUUGCGUUCGAGACUGUUUGGCUGACUACAGGGCUCUCUCACCCAGGGCAUUUACUUUUGUGACACCAUACUUUACACGUGUCCAGCCCGCUCAAGGACCACUCUCAGGAGGAACCACAGUCACUAUUGAAGGGAACCAUCUUAACGCUGGCAGUUCUGUUGCGGUCAACAUUGGUCGUCACCCUUGUCACUUUAAAAAGCGGACAUCUAAGGAGAUCGUGUGCGUGACGCCGGCUGGCCUGAACCCUGGAAGUAUCCCGGUCAUGGUAGACAUCGAUGCCGCCGAGCUGAGGAAUCCAGAGGUGAAGUUUAACUACACAGAAGAUCCGACCGUCCUGAAAAUAGACCCGGACUGGAGCAUCGCAAGCGGUGGCACACUGUUGACGAUCAGCGGCACAAAUCUGGCCACCAUUAAAGAGCCCAAGAUCCGCGCCAAGUACGGCUCGGCCGAAUCCUUCCACAACUGCACGGUUUUCAACAACUCCGUCAUGGUAUGUCUUGCUCCAUCCGUGGCUGAUUCGGAGCGAGGUUUUGCGGAGACUGGCAGCGGACCGGAUGAGAUCGGCUUUUACAUGGAUGAUGUCCACGCUCUGGUGGUCGUCAAUGAGACAUUCAGCUACUACCCGGACCCGGUCUUCGAACCCCUCAGCCCAAAUGGCAUUCUGGAGCUCAAACCAACAUCUCCACUUAUACUCAAGGGUCGUAAUUUGAUUCCAGCAGCUCCAGGUAACUCCAGGCUCAAUUAUACCGUGUUUAUCGGAGAGACGCCGUGUGUUCUGACUCUUUCUGAGUCCCAGUUGCUCUGCGAAUGGCCCAACCUCACCGGUCAACAUAAAGUAACGAUUCGUGCGGGAGGGUUCGAAUACUCCCCUGGUACCCUGCAGAUCUACUCCGACAGUCUGCUCACUCUCCCAGCUAUCAUUGGGAUCGGCGGAGGCGGUGGUCUUCUUCUUCUGGUCAUCAUCGCUGUGCUCAUCGCCUACAAGCGUAAAUCCCGCGACGCUGACCGCACGCUCAAGCGACUUCAGCUACAAAUGGAUAACUUGGAGUCUAGAGUCGCUCUUGAGUGUAAAGAAGCGUUCGCUGAACUCCAAACCGACAUUCACGAAUUGACCCAGGAGCUUGAUGGAGCCGGUAUACCGUUUCUGGAUUACAGGACCUACGCCAUGAGAGUGCUGUUCCCUGGCAUCGAGGACCACCCGGUGCUCAAGGAGAUGGAGGUACGGGUUCAGGCUAACGUCGAGAAGGCUUUAACUCUGUUUGGUCAACUCCUCACCAAGAAGCACUUCCUUUUGACAUUUAUCCGUACACUGGAAGCUCAGCGCUCCUUCUCUAUGCGUGACCGCGGCAACGUGGCAUCACUCAUCAUGACGGCUCUACAGGGAGAGAUGGAGUACGCUACAGGAGUCCUCAAACAGCUGCUCUCUGACCUCAUCGACAAGAACCUGGAGAGCAAGAACCAUCCCAAGCUUCUGCUCAGGAGGACAGAGUCUGUCGCUGAAAAGAUGCUUACAAACUGGUUUACCUUCCUCCUGUACAAGUUCUUAAAAGAGUGUGCAGGUGAGCCUCUCUUCAUGUUGUACUGUGCUAUGAAACAACAGAUGGAAAAAGGCCCAAUAGACGCCAUCACAGGAGAGGCCAGAUACUCCCUUAGUGAAGACAAACUCAUCCGACAACAGAUCGACUACAAGACGCUGACUCUGCACUGCGUGAACCCAGAGAACGAGAACGGCCCGGAGGUGACGGUGAAAUGCCUGAACUGUGACACCAUCACCCAGGUGAAGGAGAAGCUUCUGGACGCCGUGUAUAAAGGAAGUCCUUACUCACAGAGACCCAAAGCUGGAGAUAUGGACCUGGAAUGGCGACAGGGGCGACUGGCCCGGAUCAUUCUUCAGGAUGAAGAUGUCACCACUAAAAUUGAUAAUGACUGGAAACGGCUGAACUCACUCGCACACUAUCAGGUAACAGAUGGGUCUGUCAUCGCCCUUGUGCCAAAGCAGAACUCUGCGUACAACAUCUCAAACUCCUCCACCUUCACCAAGUCCCUCAGCAGAUACGAGAGCAUGUUGAGGACGGCCAGCAGUCCGGACAGUCUGCGGUCCAGGACGCCCAUGAUCACGCCCGAUCUGGAGAGCGGCACCAAACUCUGGCACCUGGUGAAAAACCACGACCACGCAGAUCAACGCGAGGGCGACCGUGGGAGCAAAAUGGUGUCAGAGAUCUACUUGACACGACUGCUGGCCACCAAGGGUACGCUACAAAAAUUCGUAGAUGAUUUGUUCGAAACGAUAUUCAGCACAGCGCACCGCGGCAGCGCCCUCCCUCUCGCCAUCAAGUAUAUGUUCGAUUUCUUGGACGAACAGGCGGACAAACACCAAAUCACAGAUUCAGAUGUUCGGCACACCUGGAAAAGCAACUGUUUGCCAUUGAGGUUUUGGGUGAACGUGAUCAAGAACCCUCAGUUUGUGUUCGACAUUCACAAGAACAGCAUCACGGACGCUUGUCUGUCUGUUGUGGCGCAAACGUUCAUGGACUCUUGCUCCACAUCCGAACACAAGCUGGGCAAAGAUUCCCCCUCGAAUAAACUCCUCUAUGCUAAAGAUAUUCCCAACUACAAGAACUGGGUAGAAAGGUAUUACUCAGACAUUGCACGAAUGCCUGCCAUCAGCGAUCAGGACAUGAGUGCAUAUCUCGCCGAGCAGUCCAGACUGCAUCUGAGCCAGUUCAACAGCAUGAGCGCCCUCCACGAGAUCUACUCUUACAUCAUCAAGUACAAAGAUGAGAUCCUUUCAGCACUACAGAAAGACGAGUUAUCCCGGCGACAAAGACUGCGCAGUAAACUGGAACAAGUUAUCGACACCAUGGCUCUGACAAGCUGAGGACCCCUUCUCUCCGCCCACCUCAGCCCCGCCCCCUCCAACCUCCUUGCCCCGCCCCAAGCCACUCCCACACACACACAAGCAUACACACAAGCUGACGGACUGCAACGACAGAAGCAGUACACUGGAGACGCUCAGCCCAGGAUGGAAAUCCUCUUUCAUCACUUCCAUUGAACUCAACACACACACCAGAAUGUCUCCCUGGACGUGAUGUCCAACCAGUAGGAUUUUGUGGCCGAUGUUUCGUUAUUUUAUAGUGCGUGUGUGUGUUGAGCCACGGUCGUGUGUGCUUUUACUCACCGAGGAUGUGUUGUAUUACGAGCCUGAAGACUUUAAAGUCCACAAAGCGGUGAACUUUUACGUACGCCAUUUUGUUUAGCGCUUAUUUUCGACGUCCCCCCCUUCGGGUUCAUCGAACGUCUCGCUCACGACAGUCUCCUGCCACUUGUGUUACUGCUGAAUUUGCACAAUUUACAGGAACUACAACAAAUGAAAAUGAUAUAAAUAUAUAUAUAAAUGUGUAUAGAUAUAUAAAUACAAUUGCAUUUUUAUACAAAAAAAAAAAGAGUGAAGCGUACAAAGUUUUCCAUUUUAACAUAGAAAAGAAUAAAAGAUGAAUUUGAUAUGUGAAGCAAAGACUGAACUAUGAAAAAACCUAGAAAAAAAUCUGUCCUGUGCCAUGUUUUAUUUGAAUGUUGUUUAGUGGAAAAAACGAUUUACUUUAGAUAAAAUGUGCUAUGAUUUAAAUGUUGACUACCCUAGUGACUGAAGAACUAAGAGUGAAAAUAUGUGCAAAAAGAACAAACGUGUUCCCAUGUGGUACCUAGGUGUUUUUAGAGGGAACCGUCCUCACCAAAAGGGUUUCAUUGUUCGGUUAACGGUCGAAUGUGUGUUUAUACGCAUUUUUAUUUCAGCUUUAUCGUUAAUAUGGUUUUAGUACGAAAGCCACAUCUGCGACUUUCGGAGCGACAAAUUUGGAAAACGGUCCUUUUCAAAUCAAACGUUCGUUUUCAUCAUUUUAGGCAUAUGACGGAAAUGGCACUCGGAGACUCGUACGAAACCAGUAUAUUUUUGCACAAAGCACAUUGGUUUAAUGAAGGAAAACGUAAGGUUGAAAAACCGACGAAUGUGUUACUGUUUGAUAUCGUACUUUGCAAUUUAAUGCCGUACGAGAAGGUUCGCUGACAUUCGGCAUUAAAUGUUUGUUUUUUCCAUGCAGUUCCCACAAACUUUUCUCUGCUCUUAAUUUUUGGAAGUGUAAUGAAAACUGUGGUACCAAGCACUUGUUUGAGCUGAAUGGUCCUGAAUGUGCUGAAUUUACCCAUUCCAAAAAAAAAAAACAGGUACUUAAGCUAGAAGUUGAUUUUAAGCUCACAAAAAGAAAAUAAAACUUUUAUCAUGUUCUUAAAAAGCCAUUAUGGCCGGUGAUAUUUUUUAAGCUCAUAAGCUACUUGGCAUUUUUUUUCCCUUAAUUAGUUUUUUUCUGGAUAUUUCUUUCGUCCAUCACGCCCCAUCUGUCUCUUUUCAACACGAACUUUGAGUGUAAUGAUGAUUAUUUGGAGUUGUGAAUUGCAAUGUUACAAAUGUGAAUCUCUUCAGGGGUAUGAAUUCGAUAAAGUCAAGCUCUUCCCCUCUGCUUAACUUUUCUUCGCCAUCCUGCUUGUUUUGGAGUUUCUCUUUAUCUUCUCUCUCGAGAAUGUCGAUAGCCGCGCGAGGGUCUGUAUGGCGGUGACUGGCUUUCAUGUGCUGCAGCAGUCAGUCAUGUUCAAACAAGAGAAAGCCUCUUUUGCUUUCGGUUUCCACCGAGAUUAAAGAAGAAGACUUUCUGAGAUGUGAUAGAAACGUCUUUGAAAGAUUUAGGUCAGAGACCCGAAGAGAACGAUAGUGAGUCACACAAACUGAAAAUCCGACGUUUUCUCGCUCGCUUUACCUCGAUACAGCCAGACAUCAGGGUUCGUUUCAGCUAGAAAAGUAUUAAAAGAAUCGUUCAUUUACAGAUUUAUUUAUUUAUGUUAUUGAAUUUGUCAUUGCAAAUUUCUCCUAAUCAACUGGGAGCAGGUCUCCAAAACUCUUCCGUAGAAAUGUUCACCGGGAUUUUACUUCACACGGAUUAUUUGAUUGUUUUUAUUUUGCUCGCAUGUUUGAUGUUGGCUCUCAUACAUCGCAUACAUUAUUUUAGCAAAAGAAGCUACAUUCAAGACGACUUGAAUGUGAACAUUUGUUCUUAGUAUACUACUGUUAUCCGUCUUAAUUUUAAGUAGAGGGUCGACGUCUUACCCUUUAUCUGUACGCUUUUGUAAUAUCUGUAUUUAAUUUCUAGUAAAUUAGUUUCUGCAUGUUUCUACGCUACAGGUGAGGCCACGUUAUUUGAAAAUACAAGCAUGCUCUUCUACUUGCGUUCCAAAAGCGGACGAUUUUCAUUCUUCAUCCCAACAUUUAAGCUAGAAGUAUAGUUGAGUUUUUACGCAUACGCGAGGGUCCGCGUACAGAAUUUGACAUCAGAAUAUGCUCGCACUGUACUUACUUUUUACACGUAGGCUACGCGUUUUGUCACAAUGCGUAUGCGUCGAAUGUCUAUGUCAAACAAACUAUGCUUUGCAAGGCUGUGCGUUCGACCGUGAACGUACACGUAAAAAACUAACUAUACUCCGGGCAAUUUUAUUUUCUAUUGUAGCUUUCCAGAUGGAAAAAAAAUAUGUUGAUGUGCUUUGCUUUGUGCUACUUUAGCAGGACUUUGGUGAUGGUGAUUGUAAAACAGCUGGUUGCAAUGUAAUGUCUCAGGACAUGUGUUUCACUAUGAUGUUGUCUAUUCUCUUUUCAUUCAAAUUUAUUUUUAUGCAGUGUUACUUUGAUUUUCGAUGUUUUUGAUGAGUUGUGGAACAUGUGUGAACUCUUCAGAGAUGCUCUAAAAUUUCCAAGAUUUUGGUGUGCAAAGUAUUUAAGUGAUUGCUUCUCAUUUUACACUGCUUGUUUUGGGAACGGUGACUUAUUUUGAGUACAGGAACAAAAACAUUUUGAUUUCAUUCACUAGAUUUCAGUUGUAGAUGAAGGGGAAAGCCGGACAGAAGGUGUUUUAGAGAUCAAAGAGCUUUCGUUUCUGCACAGAGUGCCUUGUCAGCUCCUCAUCUCUCGGCCACCACUGACCCUUCCAUUACCCACAAUCCAUCUCUUCCCAUCUGGUUCUCUAUCACUGUCUGACCACGCCUUCGUUCUUAGAAAUACCAACCUCUUAAUUUUCAGUUUUUAAUUUCUGCUUAUGUUUUGAAAAAUCCUCUUUGAAGGAUGAAUUAAUUUAAGCGUAGGAACAAAAUGUGAGCAUGUAGAUUUCGAAGAAAAUAACUGAAGAAUUUUAAUACUUUAUUAAUUCUGAUACCUUUUGAAGAGUUUCAGACUUGAAUCAACUGUGACAGGUUGGCUGUUAAACGCUCAUUGUGUAAAUAUUGUGCUCUUUCCUAUUUUGCAAAUUUAUUAUGUGUAAAUAAACACAUGCAUCAAGGAGAGAUUAAACAUUUUUCGCUAAA